AUGGAAAUUAGAGAAGAGAAUGUCGUUCAAGUAGUGACAGAUAAUGCUUCAGCCCUUGUAUCUGCUGGACAAAAGUUGAUGGAUAAAAGAAAGCAACUCUUUUGGUCACCCUGUGCAGCCCACUGUCUUGAUUUGAUUUUGGAAGAUAUUGGUGGCAUUAUAGUGUUCUAUAAUACCAUUUGGAAAGCAAAAAAAAUUACAACUUUCAUUUAUAGGCACACAUGGGUGUUGAAUUUGUAUAGAACCUUUUCCAAAGGUAGAGAGUUAGCUAGGCCUGCAAUAACAAGGUUUGCUACAUCAUAUUUGACAAUGCAGUCAAUUUUGAAACAAAAGACUGCACUUCGAUCUAUGUUUACAUCUGAAAAAUGGGUUAAUAGUGCUUAUUGCUCUAGGCCGGAAGCCAAAUUUGCAGAAAAUGUUGUUUUGGCUGAUAAAAGGUUUUGGAAAUCAAUACAUUAUUGCUUGAAAAUUGUGUCUCCUCUUGUGAAAGUUCUUAGACUUGUGGAUGGUGAUUCAAAACCUGCAAUGAGAUACAUUUAUGAGGCUAUGGAUAGAGCAAAGGAAGAAAUAGCAAAGAGUUUUAAUCAUGAGGAAAAGAGAUAUAAGGAUGUAUGGGAAAUCAUUGACAAGCGUUGGGAUUUACAACUUCAUAGGCCUCUUCAUGUAGCCGCCUAUUUUCUUAAUCCAAAGUUCCACUAUGACACAAAGUUCAACCCAGAUCGUGAGGUUAAAACUGGCUUGUGGAAGACAUUGGAGAAGAUGUGUCCUGAUAUUGAAACAAGGAUCACAAUUGAUUCCCAAAUUGAGAAAUUUGACAGGGCUGAAGGACUCUUUGGAAAUAGUUUAGCAAUUGCAACUAGAGCUAGGAAGCAACCUGCUUUAUGGUGGAAUAGUUUUGGAGACGACUGCAAAGAGCUGCAAACAAUAGCUAUUCGUAUCCUAAGCCUCACUUGCAGUGCUACAGGGUGCGAGAGAAAUUGGAGUGUGUUUGAUCAAAUUCACUCUAAGAGAAGAAACCGUUUAGAGCAACAAAGGUUGAAUGCUCUUGUGGAGGAAAAAGGAGACACAUAUGAUCCUAUCUGCUUAUCAGAUUUAGAUUCUGACGAGGAAUGGAUUACUGAGCAAGAGGAGCCUUGCCUAAUGGAUGAGGAAUCUUGGAUGGAUGUUCAUGAGUGCUUCAACGUUGAUGAAGGAGACCAAAGCAAAAAGAGAAAGAGAGGUCCUCGAAAUCUUCAAGAUGAUAGGAAUGAUAAAAGCAAAGGCAUCUUAAUACAAGAGGAUGUCAACAGGAAUGAUAACAGAAAAGGAUAUCAAAUUAUUGAACAAGAUAUGGGAGAUGAGUCAGAUGACUCUACUAAUGGAGAGGAUGAAGGACUAGAUAUGCCAAUACUAGAUCUUGAUAGUGAUAGUAGUGAUAAUAAUUAG
Gastrolobium bilobum is the source of this 1425-nucleotide messenger RNA. RefSeq lists its product as uncharacterized. The transcript is spliced from 5 exons. The record is from RefSeq and is a predicted model, not a curated record. The coding region runs from base 1 to 1425 and encodes 474 amino acids. Lineage: Eukaryota; Viridiplantae; Streptophyta; Magnoliopsida; Fabales; Fabaceae. Gene Ontology annotation, molecular function: protein dimerization activity.